Wallemia mellicola CBS 633.66 is the source of this 1962-nucleotide messenger RNA. RefSeq lists its product as hypothetical. Gene Ontology annotation, cellular component: nucleus. Bases 43 to 1896 code for a protein of 617 amino acids. The record is from RefSeq and is a predicted model, not a curated record. Gene Ontology annotation, biological process: DNA-templated transcription. Gene Ontology annotation, molecular function: DNA-binding transcription factor activity, RNA polymerase II-specific; zinc ion binding; DNA binding. The transcript has 3 exons. Lineage: Eukaryota; Fungi; Basidiomycota; Wallemiomycetes; Wallemiales; Wallemiaceae.
GGCAGCUCUGAAUUACGUUCAACAUUAGGAGGCAAAUUUAAAAUGAAUCUGAGCUAUAGCCAGCAAUUAGAUAGCUAUAGUCAACAAACUCCUCAGCAGUUGCCUCAGGUUCCGCCCGGUGGUCGACCAUUCAGAUCACGUAAACAAAGACCAUGCGAUUUAUGUAGAAGAUCUAAAACGAGAUGCUUUAUUACGGAAUCUGGUCCGCCAUGUAACGAAUGCAAGCAAACCAACAAGCCUUGUACAUUCCAAGAAGCUCCUGCGAAAAGGAAAAGGAAGCCACCACAGACUGAGCAGGAUCAAAAUAUACAGCCUGGUCCGCCUACUACUUCACAACCCGUCGCAGGUCCAGUCAGGAAUAGGAAGCGGGGUACUCAACCACAGACGCACCAACCAGCUGGUUCACUUGACGAGAUUAAUUUUACACCUUAUAUACCCUCAGAUAUGUCCUCUUUAUCCAACGUAUUCGCGUCUUUGGAUUUGAGCACGCCUGAAUCACAUGAGCCACAUUUAGUUAGUUCAGCACCGGAUGAUAUUAGUAAUUUAUUACCACCCGGUCCCUCAUUAGUUAGACAAUUGUCCUUAGACCCCAAUAGACCAGUUUUUGCGGUUUUCGAAAGAAAGCCCCAUUAUAGAUCAUCUUUGGAUCCCGGUUUGGCGUUGUUAAGUCAAGUUGAUCAGGUUUUAGCUCAGUGCGACUGUAGUAGAGACCAACUCAUUCAGAACUAUUUGUCAAUAGUUCACCCAGCAUAUCCAGUCUUGCCAGAUGGUAAUCAAACUACACCACCAUACCUUCUAGGCGCAAUUUAUUCCUCUGCAUUGAUAUUCACAACUGACCAGACGUCCAUACCAAUCAACGCUUGGGCCAUUCUUCACGUCGCUACCCAUCCUGAUUUCGAUAAACCGAAGUUAUCAACUAUAGCUGCAAACUUACUUGAUCUUAAUGGUCGACCUUCAAUGGACCCACGUGGUAAUUAUUUAGUUUUAGCAAGAACAGUUGCUCAGGCGCAGCUACUUGGUUUGCAUUUAGACCCGACCGACUGGUCAAUACCUAGUUGGGAACGCGAUUUGAGAAUAAGAUUAUGGUGGGGAUGUGUUAUACAUUCCUCUUCUAUAGCGGUUUAUGAGAAUCGUCCAACUCAUAUAUCACCAGCUGAUACUGAUGUUCCGCUGCCAUCACUCAACAGUCUUCCACAACCAUCUUCUUCUGCCAGAUCGUUCAGGGGUAUGUGCGCUCUCUGCCACCUUCUCGUCAGAACACAUGAAGCACUGGUAACUGUUAGAGCUAAGAGACAAAAAACAAGACAAGAAAAACUUCAGAUUGUGUUUGUUUUGGAACAUGAGGCUGAGAAGUUUUAUAAUGAGUCGAUACCACUUGAAAAGAGUCCAGGAACAUUGUCUUUCCAAUGGGAGAUUAUGGGCUUGAGAUUGUUUUUGAGAAAGCAGGCAUUGGAAUUCCAGUACCAUGGACAACCGCUUCCUCCGCCAGAUAACCAAUCAAUGGAGUUGGUUAAUAUGAUGGUUGAUUUCUUAUCUACGUUGACAGAAUCAGAUAUUAGAGGAUAUUGGUUGAUAUACGCUGCCAACCAUUUCACUUUGCUUCUCACAAUGUUAAUCAGGUUGUGUUUCUUCAGCAAAGAAAGCGCAAUGACUCCUUUUAUAAGCCAAAACACACAGUCUUCUCCGCUGGGAUUAUUAGCUAAAUACUCUCUAAUAUUGCAAAGUACAGCAAAAAAUUAUAAGUGGGAUCUUGUUCAUAAGGCACUCGAGAAAGCUGCAGACGUUAUGGUGAGACUGAGAAAAUAUCAUCGGGCGGAUAUUUUGUUGGCUUUAGAAGAUCUGCUUCAUUUAGUAGUCAUAGCAACAAUAAUGCUGCUGCCGCCGCUGCUGCGGUAGCUGCUGGUUCACAGGCUGCUGCUUCAUCGCAACCUGGUAGUCAAUCACAACAAACAACUCCAAAAC